Molecule: messenger RNA, 1345 nt
Organism: Cyprinus carpio (common carp)
Lineage: Eukaryota; Metazoa; Chordata; Actinopteri; Cypriniformes; Cyprinidae
Gene: aurkb
Product: aurora kinase B
Biological process (GO): protein phosphorylation; regulation of cytokinesis; mitotic spindle organization
Cellular component (GO): spindle microtubule; spindle midzone; chromosome passenger complex
Molecular function (GO): protein kinase activity; ATP binding
Source: RefSeq, a predicted model, not a curated record
GGCUCGGCCAAUAGAAAUCCAGCUAGUUUUCAUUUUAAAUCCAGGAGGUUUUAAAAGAGAGAAACGGAAGGCAGAAACACAGAUACAAGAAGAGCACAGAUAUCAUCAUGCAGAAUAAAGAGAACACAGGACCCAGAGCCUUCCAAACACGGGUUGCUACUGUCCGUCCUCUCAGAGUCGUCAUGAAUCCAGACACACACACUGUUACAGGUCCUGGGAGAGUUCCCGUGAGGUCAAACACAAAGAGGCUCUCCCUCAGAGACUUCGACAUCGGCCGUCCGCUGGGGAAGGGGAAGUUCGGUAACGUGUAUCUGGCGCGCGAGCGGAAGCUGAAGGCGAUCGUGGCUCUGAAGGUGCUCUUCAAGUCUCAGAUGGAGAAGGAAGGCGUGGAGCACCAGCUGCGGAGAGAGAUCGAGAUCCAGUCUCACCUCAGGCAUCCCAACAUCCUGCGCUUCUACAACUACUUCCAGGACAGCACGCGUGUGUUUCUGAUCCUGGAGUUCGCGCCGCGGGGAGAGAUGUACAAAGAGCUGCAGCGCUGCGGACGCUUCGACGACCAGCGCACCGCCACCUACAUGGAGGAGCUGGCGGACGCGCUUCUGUACUGUCACGAGAAGAAGGUGAUCCACAGAGACAUUAAACCUGAGAACCUUCUGCUGGGAUUCAGAGGAGAGCUCAAGAUCGCAGACUUCGGCUGGUCCGUCCACGCGCCGUCCCUCAGACGGCGGACGAUGUGUGGGACUCUGGACUAUCUUCCUCCGGAGAUGAUCGAGGGCCACACUCACGAUGAGAAGGUGGAUCUGUGGUGCAUCGGUGUGCUGUGUUACGAGUGUCUGGUGGGGAACCCUCCGUUCGAGACGGCCAGCCACACGGAGACGUACAAGCGCAUCACCAAGGUGGAUCUUCAGUUCCCGAAGCUGGUGUCUGACGGCGCUCGUGAUCUGAUCUCCAAGCUGCUGCGUCACAGUCCAGCCAUGCGUCUGCCGCUCCGGAGCGUGAUGGAGCACCCCUGGGUCAAAGCCAACUCACGCCGGGUGCUGCCCCCCGUCUGCAACACACACCACUGACACAAGGACCUGUUUGAGACACGCAGGACUGAAUGUCACCCUGUCAAAAACACCUGAGUGAGGGCCGGAUUCACCCUGUGUGUGUGUGUAACAUUAAUUGGUUAUAAGCUUAUUAAAGUGUGACCGUUAAUGAGCUGAGAUGUAAACUGCUCUGAAGUCUGUUCUGUUGUGUUUUACACUGUUAGCUGUAGUUCUGCUGUUCUGUUCAUGUUGUACAGUCUUGUUAAUGUGUGUCUUGUACUGAAUCUCUAUCAGAAAGAAUAAAAGCCUGAAGUAUG